This is a messenger RNA of Scheffersomyces stipitis CBS 6054, 1749 nucleotides long. RefSeq names its product Mdj1p (gene MDJ1). The transcript has a single exon. The record is from RefSeq and is a predicted model, not a curated record. NCBI's taxonomy places the organism in Eukaryota, Fungi, Ascomycota, Pichiomycetes, Serinales, Debaryomycetaceae. Gene Ontology annotation, biological process: response to heat; protein refolding. Gene Ontology annotation, cellular component: cytoplasm. Bases 214 to 1749 code for a protein of 511 amino acids. Gene Ontology annotation, molecular function: ATP binding; heat shock protein binding.
UGAAGGCUUGUGGCACGUCUAUAGUUAGAAACACAUUGCGCUUGUAAAGAAUACAGCAAUCUCGAUCUGAGAUAGAAAGAAAGAAAAGAUUCCACAACGAAAAAAUUGUUCUUAUCUGAGAUUCUGAGAUUAGCAUUCAUUAGAUUUUCAGUUACCUUUCAUAGACGAAAACAAUUACAUUAAGCAUUCCACAGCAGCAAAUCACUAACAAUAAUGCCAAAGUACAAUCCAUUUGCCACUGCGUCAAUGCUGCUUGCUGCCAGAAACUUUAGCAGGGCCACGAGACCAAACUUAAAAGGUUCUUUUAAUGUUCCUUCCAGAGUGAUGAGCAGAAACCAUUACCAAAUCAGAGGUUUCCACGCUUCGCUUGCUAGAGCGAUAGAUUUUGAUCCCUAUAAGGUUCUUGGCGUGGACAAGUCAGCUGACCAGAAGGAUAUCAAGAAGGCAUACUACACGUUGGUGAAGAAAUACCACCCGGAUGUGAACAAGGAGAAGGAUGCGGAGAAGAGGUUUCACAAGAUCCAGGAGUCAUACGAGUUGUUGAGUGAUAAGGACAAGAGAGCUCAGUAUGACCAGUUUGGCUCUGCAGCUUUUGAUGCCAACGGAAAUGCCAAUCCAUUUGCUGGAGGUCAGAACCCUUUUGCCAGUGGUAACCCCUUUGGAGGUGCUGGUGGACGGGGAGGAAAUCCAUUUGGAGGAAUGGGCUUCGAUUUUGAGGAUUUGUUCAAAGAAGCAUUCACAGGUGGUGGCAAAUCGGGUGGUGGAAGAGGUUCUUUUGUUACUGAACAUGUUGGAGAUAAUAUCGAAGUGUUGAAGUCUAUCUCGUUCAAGGAGUCUAUAUUCGGUACUAAGGUACAAGUUAACUAUAAGGCUGUUGAUACCUGUAAUACAUGUCAGGGAAGUGGCUUGAAGACGGGAAAGAAGAAGUCGACCUGCCCUACGUGUCAUGGCACUGGCCAAAGUACUCACAUCUUAGGUGGCUUUCAUAUGUCUUCUACCUGUAGCACUUGUCACGGGUCUGGGGUUACCAUUCCCAAGCUGGACGAGUGUGGAAGUUGUCACGGGCACGGUGUUCAGGAAAUCCCUAAGUCUACAAGUGUAGAAUUGCCUUGUGGAAUCAGUGAUGGCACCAGAUUGAGAGUUCCUGGAGCUGGUGAUGCUCCAUUUGUCACCAAGGAUCCAUACAAUCAGACCAGAAACGGUGAUUUGAUCAUCAGAGUCAAUGUAGCUAAAGAUCCUAAGUUUUCCAGAAUCAACAAUAACAUUGUUGUAACAGAAGACAUAUUGAUGACGACUGCUGCUUUGGGAGGUGAAAUUGUGGUUCCCACUAUCGAUGGCCAGAACAUCAAGCUCAAGAUCCGUCCAGGUGUGCAGAAUGGCAGAAAGUUAACCAUUCCAGAAAAGGGUGUACCGAUCAACAGAAACAUGAACAACAGAGGAGACUUGGAAGUGGUUUUGAAUGUCAAGACGCUUAUUCCUGAAACUCCUAUCCAGACAGCUUUGUUGGAGGCUUUGGCUGAUGCAUACAACGACAAAAAUGCCAAACGUACAGAUGCCCACUGGAAGUUAGAUUUGGAUGACGACAACAAGAAGGUUGACGAGACUUACGAUGAGAGCGAUUUGAAUCCAUCCAAGUUGAACAGGAUAGGCAAAUUCUUGGGCAAAUUUUUCAACAUGGACAACGGAGCCAAGGAAAAGGGCAAACAACAGGAUAGUAAUAAUAAUAAUAAUAAUAGUAAUAGCAAGUGA